This is a messenger RNA of Arctia plantaginis, 534 nucleotides long. Lineage: Eukaryota; Metazoa; Arthropoda; Insecta; Lepidoptera; Erebidae. The record is from the annotation of a GenBank genome assembly.
AUGGAAAAUUCUAUAAACGAAAGUGAAGCACAACAAUCCUUUCGAUCUCCGCCAAGGAGAAGACGCUCAACAUUCUUUGAACGAAGGGAUUCUAUAAUUCCAAAUACAAUAUCAGAGACUAUUAAUGUCAAUAACAAAGACACAGGUGUGAAGGAAAGGCAGACUCAGGACCUUAAUAGAUAUUACCAGAAACUGUUGGCAGAAAAAGAAAUGUGGAAAAAGGAAGUAAAUGAAAGGAGGAACAAAUAUCAUGACCUAAGGCAACAGUAUCAGAUAGCAGUCAAAGCUUCCAGCAGAUCAAGAAUAUCAUACUCAGCUCUAUCAACUGAAGACAUAGAAUUUCUCAAAGCCAAACCAAACUUAUCCAAACUUGUUGAUUCCCAACAAAAGCUUCAUAAAAGUGUAUUGGAGACUAGAGAACUCUUCAGGCGAGCUAGCGAACUAGACAAUGUUAUAUUGAUGAACAGCGAAGACAUGAUUGACUCGGUUACAAAUUACAUCUUAGAGAAUAGUACAUUGGACAUAGUAGAAUGA